Molecule: messenger RNA, 4236 nt
Organism: Fonsecaea erecta
Lineage: Eukaryota; Fungi; Ascomycota; Eurotiomycetes; Chaetothyriales; Herpotrichiellaceae
Exons: 2
Coding region: 1-4236 (1411 amino acids)
Biological process (GO): siRNA processing
Cellular component (GO): nuclear RNA-directed RNA polymerase complex
Molecular function (GO): RNA-directed RNA polymerase activity; nucleic acid binding
Source: RefSeq, a predicted model, not a curated record
AUGACAGAUCUACGCUGGUCAGCGUCAGCAGCGCUGCACAAGCCUGAGGCGCGUGAUGUGAUGCGCCAAUCUCACCCCGAGCGUGAAUGGAGAACCUGGUCAUCUGUGAAAGCAACGAUUCCCAACUUGCCUCGCGGCACAACGACCUACGACAUCCACAAGAAUUUACAACGCUUUGGAAAGUUGGAAUAUAUCCGCAUCGAGGAAACCCGUCAGGGCAACUUCGCCAGAUAUGCCCAUGUCACGUUUAGACCGCCACCCCCUCGAAGAGCUCCAUGGGACUCGAUCUACAGAAAUGGCAUCGACUUUCCUCUUAGAGACAAAAAUGGUGAAAGAAAGUACAAAGUCAGGGUCUCUUUGUCUCCGAGCCAACCCACGACUAAGCUCGUUGAAAGUCGUGCUUGCGCCGGCCUCACGUAUCCAUCUGAAAUGGCUCUGUUGGGCAACUCGAUCGACUUCGGUUAUCUGGAAAAUCCGACCUUGAUGGUCGUCAAGGCGAGGAGGUCUGAUGUCCAUGGUAGUGGUAUUAGACUGCUUCUCAAUCUCAGGCGGCUUGAAAUGGAAGUUCACUUUCCGGUGACGAUCAAGUCCAAGGGUAGGACAAACGAGAGAGCUUACCGAUUCUUCGUCGCUCUUGACGAUCAGUUUUCUCUUUCUGAGACCCCAAAUGGGGCACUGCCUUCCUUGGUGAUCCAUGUCAAGCGUCCGCCUUGCUAUUCGAGACAACUGAAGGAGGCUAUGCAACUGAGCCACGACCCGAGGUCAUUCAGGUGGUGUGCGGACGAUACCUGGUCUCGGCAAACCGAUAUUGUCGAAGAAAAGGAGACUUACCACAAGAUUGACAGCAGUCCUAUAUCGGUGCAAAAGCUCGACAACAGCAUUGACAUUGCGCGUUGGACAACCUUUCGGGUCACUAUUAAGCCAAGCACCGAUAGUCACGACGGUUCUCUGAGGCUGUUUCUGAAGGCUCUUGCAGAUUUCAAUAUUCGCAUAACUCGAGAUCCAUCCUUCAAAGUCGUGAUGGGCCCCAGUGGCGCAGCGCCUCUUUGGCGUCUGCUCGGUGAUCCCUCUUCAAAUCGGUCCCUGUCGGACCAACUUUCCUUGCCUUAUCUUGAUUUCAAUUUGAGAUAUCAACUUGAGGUUUGUAUUUCCAAAGGCUGGCUCAACGAGUACAGUUUGGACGAAAGUUUUCUGCGUCGUCUGACGGGAAUGCGCCCUGCACAUGCAAAGCAGAUGCUCAUCCACGUCGAUUCCUUCCAGCAGAGAGUUUUCGAUCCUAUGUCUAUCUUCACCGACCUGCGCUACUCCAAACCUGUACGUGCCCGCACUUUGCCAUCAAACUGUGCAGAAAUACAUCAUGCCACCGUUACUGCAACCGGAAUCCUGUUUCACACACCUUCCGUUGAGAUUACCAACCGUAUUGUGCGCAAGUAUAGGCGCCUCAGCGACCGGUUCCUUCGAGUGCGCUUUGAAGAUGAUCCAUACAGAGGCCAAACGAGGCUCUAUCCCGCGACGAACGGCAGAAUGAAGCUCGUCUUUGACAGAGUUCGGCGGACGCUCAAGAAUGGUAUCGUUCUCGGUGAUCGGCAUUACGAGUUUCUGGCGUGGGGGAACUCCCAACUUCGAGAACAUGGAGCUUACUUCUUCGCCUCCUCGAAAAACCCCGUUAUCACUGCCGAGAGUAUUCGCAGAGACAUGGGCACAUUUGAUCACGAAAAGGUUGUCGCAAAACGAGCCGCACGGAUGGGUCAAUGCUUUUCCACAACAAAGCCAGUCCCAGUGCUCAGCAGAAACAGCUGGAAAAGAGACCCGAUUCCUGACAUAAUCAAUGGAAUGUACACUUUUACAGAUGGGGUGGGUAAGAUCUCUCCACUCGCUGCUCAGCUUGUCAAAACAAACCUCAACCUUGAGGGAGAGCACCUGCCUUCGGCAUACCAAUUUCGACUCGGCGGCUGCAAAGGGGUCCUCGCCGUGGACCCCAAGCUCAAUGGCGUCGACAUUAAGAUUCGGCCGAGUCAGUACAAAUUCAGCUGUGAGUCAGACGAGCUCGAGAUCAUUCGCGUCUCAGAGUACUGGCAGCCAUUCCUCAACCGCCAGCUUAUUCUGGUGCUCUCGGCGCUGGGCGUUCCUGAUAGAGUAUUCUUGCACAAACAAUCAGACUGCAUAGAGGCAUUGGAUGCGGCGCUGGUGAAUGAUGUGGCUGCCUUGAAGGCACUGCGCACGACCGUUGACCCCAAUUCGAUAACCCUCAGCGUCGCUGCUUUGAUAGAGGCCGGGUUCUCCCAAAUCCAUGAGCCUUUUGUGGCGUCCCUUCUUCGGCUCUGGAGGGCCUGGACCUUGAAAUACCUCAAAGAGAAAGCAAAGAUACCGAUCACUCAAGGCGCCUUUGUGCUCGGCGUCGUUGACGAAACGAAGACGCUUCGUGGCCACAUCAAUGAGAUUCAGCCCAAGCCCGACGCAAGUCGCCAAGAGAAGGAGAAAUCCCUACCAGAGAUCUUCAUCCAAUAUACAGACCCGGUGAAGGGGGUCCGCCGUAUUGUCGAAGGUAUUUGUGUCAUUGCGCGGAAUCCGUCCCUGCACCGCGGUGAUGUACGAGUAGUCAAAGCCGUCAAUGUCCCUCACUUACGCCACCACUGUGACGUUGUGGUUAUGCCAGCGACAGGCGAUCGUGACUUGCCAAGUAUGUGCUCCGGGGGGGAUCUCGAUGGAGACGACUACAUUGUGAGCUGGGAUCCAGAUUUGAUACCUUCGGAAUGGAACGCUGAACCGUUUCAUUAUAACGCCCCGGAGCCAAUCCAAAAGGAGAAAAUAUCUGUCGACGAUGUUAUCAAUUUCUUUUACGACUAUAUGCAAAACGAUUUCCUGGGAAAGAUUGCUAAUGCCCAUCUCGCAGCUGCAGAUUACCUUUAUGACGGUAUCAACAGCGAACAGUGCCUGAAGCUGGUCGAAUUACAUUCGUUGGCUGUCGACUACCCCAAGACUGGCGUUCCUGCUGAGAUGGGUCGUGACCUUGAGCGGAACAAUUGGCCUCACUUCAUGGAAAAGAAACGAUUAGGACAAUAUCGUUCUCGCAAAAUUUUGGGUCAGUUGUACGACGCGGUCGAGAGAGCAAAAUUUAAGCCGCACUGGUCAGGGACCUUUGAUCGACGGAUCCUCAUACAUCCUCCAGCAGAUGGGAUCAUGGAGACUGUCAGCAAUCUAAAAAAGAGUUAUGAUGAGAGUAUGCGGCGCAUCAUGGCGCAGCAUCAAAUUGGCUCUGAAUUUGAGGUUUGGUCCACGUUUGUACUCCACCACAGCAAAGUCUCUGGAGAUUUCAAGUUUCACGAAGAGAUCGGACAGCACGCGAGAAAUUUGAAGGAGCAAUACUACGAAGCCUUCUGCCAAGAGGCUGGUGGAUAUGACGCCGAGAAGCUCAAGCCAUUCGCGAUAGCAGCGUAUCAUAUCACUCACAACGAACUUCGAGAGGCACAAGCACAACAGCAAGACAAUGGAGGGGUUGAGUCACAGAUUGAUGACUUGAAUGAAUCCAGUCCCGCUGCCACCGAUAUGCCCUUUAUAUCAUUCCCCUGGGUACUUCAGGAUACCCUAGUGAAGAUUGCGAGAAACACAAUCCUGCACGACGAAGGCCGAAAAGUGCAGAUAGCUCAACAACAGUUGAAGUCUAGUGACUAUGACCUCCUGCUUGAGGAAAUUAGUCCCCAGUGGACUUAUCAUGGCGACCACUUGCCUGAUCCAUCCAUGCCUAUCGCAGCAAGAGCGGACAUGACACGACCAGAAAUAACUAUUGCAACACAGAAUGAAAUCUCAGGAGUAAUAAAAAUGCCACCACCGGCCUCCAGACACAGCAGGUCAGGAGAACUUCUACCACUGAGACGACGACAAGCUGCCAGCGGAAAUAUGGAAGAGCCAGCUACCUCUGAUAACAGUUCGAUGAUUUCCUCGAACGUCCCUUCCGUGGUCACAAGCAACAUAAGUGGAUCUACCAGCUCAGAUGAUAUCGACCAACCACCCUCGCCCAUGUAUAUAUCAUCGGAGAACCUGGUGCACUCUUCCCAAAACCCCAUCUCCAUUGCCACAGGUCGCUUCCAGAGCUCCAUGGUUUCGACUUCGAGCAAAGGACCUCCGCUCGGAGUUGACAUGAAGUUACCGCUCAAAGACCCAGUCCUAAUGACAGAGGAAGAAUUUUAUGCCUUUGAGGACAAUAGUGGUGAUGAUGAGGAUCAGUUCACUUUCUGA